CAGCCAAGCAAGCCCAGCCAGCCAGCGAGCAGCGAGCGAGCCCGACCAGUCGCCUACGUGUCUCCCUAGCGAUCGCAUCUGCUCGGCCGGUCGCGGCCAGGGUGCGAACGAAACGGGUUGAUCUGAGGCCUGCGAGCAGCGUCCGUGCUUAGCAGCGAGUGCGUGCGCGUGCCAACGCGAUGCCCGCAGUGCGCACGGGCCUCGCGACGCGUGUCAGUGCGUGAGCAGUGCGUGUGAGCGACUGUCAGUGCGUGGAAGUGACUCGGUGCGCGUGUCAGUGACUUGCAGUGCGUAGUGCUUACCCAGUGGUUACCCAGUGCCAGUGAGUGAUCCUCAAGAUGGAUUUACACGGGGACCUGCUGGACUGCGGCUUCGACAUGGAGCCGCAGACGCGAGCCCGCUCCAACACUUGGCCGUUGCCGCGGCCGGAGAACUUUGUGGACAUCAAGGAGGAGGUGGACGAGGGCCUGGAGGGCCUGGAGGGCCAGUGCGCGACCAUGACGCCCGGCAUGUGUCUGGGACUUCCCGCGCCGCCCACCCCGGGCAUGGCCGUGCUGUCGGGGGCGGCGGCGGCGGCCGCCAAGAAGAACUCGACGCGGAGGAACGCGUGGGGCAACCUGUCGUACGCGGACCUCAUCACGCAGGCCAUCACCACGGCGCCGGAGAAGCGGCUCACGCUGUCGCAGAUCUACGAGUGGAUGGUGCACAACGUGGCGUACUUCAAGGACAAGGGGGACAGCAACAGUUCGGCCGGCUGGAAGAACUCGAUCCGGCACAACCUGUCGCUGCACAACCGCUUCAUGCGCGUGCAGAACGAGGGCACGGGCAAGUCGUCGUGGUGGAUGAUCAACCCGGACGCCAAGCCGGGCAAGUCGGCGCGGCGCAGAGCCACCUCCAUGGAGACCUCCAAGUUCGAGAAGCGGCGGGGCCGCGUCAAGAAGAAGGUGGAGGCGAUGCGGAACUGCCUGGGCGCCACGGACGCGUCGCCGUCGCCGUGCUCGUCGGUGUCCGAGGGCCUGGACCUGUUCCCCGAGUCCCCCAUGCACUCGGGCGGCUUCCAACUCAGCCCGGACUUCAGGCCGCGCGCCUCGUCCAACGCCUCGAGCUGCGGCCGCCUGUCGCCCAUCCCCGCCGUGGAGCCGGACUGGGGCCCGUCGUACUACGUGGCGGAGCAGCUGGCCGGCACCCUGGAGCAGAACAUGAAGCUCUUCACGCCCUUCACCAGCCCUUCGCAGCAGCAGACGACGACGCAGCCCCCGGAGCCCACCGGCCCUCCGCCCCCGUACCAGGCGCCCUUCGACGUGUCCUACAGCCCCACGGGCCCCGCGGGGGGCGCGGCCGGCGGCCCGGCCAGCCGGCUGUCGUUCGUGCCGACCUGCCCCGUCCACCGCCUGCAGGGCUGCUCCUGCAUGCUGCAGUGCCCCCCGGAGAGCGUCUCCCCCGGUGCGGCCGGCAUGUCGCCGACGUACCAGCGCUCCGAGCCCUCCCCGGACAGCAGCUACACGCAGUCGCGGCAGCAGGCGCAGACGCAACCGCCCCCGCCGUACCAGCCGCCCUCGCCCGACGCCCUGGACGGCCUGGACGGCCUGCCCCCAGACUCGGCGGGCUCCCCUCUCGGCGCCGGCCUCGACGGCGUGGACGGCAUCACCGCGCCCACCACCAUGAUGGGCCAGAUGAUGGCGGCGCUCAACCCCACGCUGCUGGACGACCUGAACCUCAACAUCGAGGGCGGCUUCGACUGCAACGUGGACGAGGUGAUCGAGCGCGAGCUGAGCCUGGAGGGCAGCCUGGACUUCAACUUCGGCCAGCACACGCAGCACCUGCAGCCCCUGCAGCAGACCGUGUCCUCGGGGCCGCAGGGCAGCUCGCACAGCUCGCAGCACUCCGGCUCGACCCAGACGGUGGCGCCGUACGCGUCCGUCGCACCGGCCCACUCGGGCCACUCGUGGGUCCACUGAGCCACCCCGCGCCCCGCGCCCCGCCCGCACCCCCUGGGCCUGCACUGCAAGUGGAGUGGUGCACGCCCCGGGCGACGUGCCGGCGGGCCGGCCGCGGCCGAAGGGAAGACUUUGAACGGUGUCCGGCUGGUUUCGGCGGCGUUCGCGGUGACGGGGGUGUUGGUCUCCGACGGCCCCGACGGCGACGGCCCCGGCCCCUCUGACGGCCCCGCC
Thrips palmi is the source of this 2171-nucleotide messenger RNA. RefSeq names its product forkhead box protein O-like. Bases 339 to 1958 code for a protein of 539 amino acids. Lineage: Eukaryota; Metazoa; Arthropoda; Insecta; Thysanoptera; Thripidae. Gene Ontology annotation, biological process: regulation of transcription by RNA polymerase II. The record is from RefSeq and is a predicted model, not a curated record. Gene Ontology annotation, molecular function: RNA polymerase II cis-regulatory region sequence-specific DNA binding; DNA-binding transcription factor activity, RNA polymerase II-specific. Gene Ontology annotation, cellular component: nucleus. The transcript has 7 exons.